Schizosaccharomyces cryophilus OY26 is the source of this 1917-nucleotide messenger RNA. RefSeq lists its product as uncharacterized. The transcript has a single exon. NCBI's taxonomy places the organism in Eukaryota, Fungi, Ascomycota, Schizosaccharomycetes, Schizosaccharomycetales, Schizosaccharomycetaceae. The coding region runs from base 152 to 817 and encodes 221 amino acids. The record is from RefSeq and is a predicted model, not a curated record.
GAUUCUCGUUCAUGCUGGCGUGAAAUAGGAGCAGGAUUCGCAAACGUUUUGGCGAUAGCAAGAAAAUCCUUCCUAUAAAUAUGCUUUCGCAUUCUUUUUUCCACUACAAGUUGCAAUUGUCAUCAAUUGAUCUUGGUUUCACUCGACAAGGAUGAUCGCUCAACAUAAAACAGCUAGGAUACAAGAAGACCAUGGCUUAUUUAACCCUAUUUUAAGUUCAUUAGAUAUCUCCAAAACGGCUAAUACAGAAUUGAUCCAAUCUUCCCCGUACGUUGAUAAAGAGCAUUGGCUCAAUUUAAAGUCCUUAACAUUUGGCCAUUGUUUGUUAUCACUGGCCCUUCAAACUUUCGUUCCAAAAGAUUCGAUUCAUUAUGCUCACCUUCCCUACGCUGAAGCAUUUGAUAUUGAGGAAAUUGUACAAUUAGUACGAAAAUAUGCACAUCAAUGCCUUAAGCCAGUUCCUAAUUUCUCUGCAUAUAUCGUGGCGUUUCGUUCUGUAUUGCAUCCUGAAGUACAAACUACCCAAGAAAUGCGCCACAAACUAGCAGAAAUUGACAAGGGAUCACACUUGGAGGCAAACGUUUCUGGAGGCUUACUGAAAUACUGGUAUGGUGUGCCUGACGAUACGUAUGGCCAAAAUUUAGCGACAUGCUGGUGGGAUUCCAAGAAAAGUGCAAAGCUUGGAGGCGCAGGAAAAACACAUCGCGAAGGCUUGAAAACCGUUCGAGGAUGGUACAAAGAUUGGAAAAUCGAGCAAUACGAACUUGAAAUUUUUGAGGGAGGGAACAGCUACAAUUUCAAAAGUCUUUCUUUGUAGAAUAUAUCUCGGGAGUUGAAUGGUUGCUCCGUGUAUUCACUCGUUUGUACAUUCAUGCCAUAGGUGUCGUUAGGUCAGUGGGUUUCGUGGUUAAUUUAUUUAUUUAUUCAUUUUUUAUUGAUGAUUUUUCCCGAAAGUACGAACAAUAGUACAGAAACAAGUGAAUGAAGUAGAGUCAAGUCAAGCAGGGAUCCAUUAGGCCACUCUUUUACAGAAAAGAAACCAUGCGUAUAGUCUUCCUCAGAUAACCAAAUAUCUCAACUAGUAAAGUCCUCGUCAAUUCAAGACAGGAAAACACAAAAAAUCUUUAAAAUUUCACAACCAUAGGCUUUCCAUUACAAGCAUAGUAAAAACGAACAUCGAAAACUGAAUGCUAUCACUUCAAUCAAAGACAACAAUUCAGCAUACAAGACUGCUAUGCAACAGAAAUCCAUUCGUUGGCAAACAACGAGCAAGACCCUUUUCCCAAUUCAAUCGUGACCUUUUAACUUUUUUUUCACUUGUGUUUCUUGCUUAAACUUGCUUCACUGUUUUUUUGGCGAUGGCUGCUUAAUAUUUUGAAAGACUUUGUACGCUUUUCUAUUAAUGAACUAGUUUGCUAAACACAAACCACAACCAUCUUAUGAAAAUACAAAACCUUACUGCUUUUAAGAAAACUCCAUCCCCGAUGGUAUAUUGUAAGCAAACCAUCAAAGCGUUCUCAUAACUCGCUUCCCAAGCCUUCGUACAUUAUGAGACUCUCUGCAUUCCUGUAUCUUUCUAUGGUAACUGAUGAACAACCCGUGAUUCCAUUGAUGUGGAUUCUACCGAUUUGAUUUCAAAAAAAUGGUGUUCGUAUCUCACCUAUUCUAUAGAUAUGGACCAUGGAAGACCAAAGUACAAAAUCCAACGAGAGCUAAGAGUACAUAAAUCAGCUUUCUGAAGUAGAAAACAAUCUACGCUAGGAAUCGCUCUUCCAAUUUAACGGUGGAGAUGAACCUUCCUAAUUAUGUGAUGAAGGUAUCAUCAUCAUCAUCGUCAUCUGUUAUUCAUGGGUUCAAGGCAAGUGAGUCUUCGCAAUUUCGUGCAACAUAUUUUUCAUCCAUUUUUCUAUUUCUUGA